GGCGUUGCUUGCUUCACACACUGCGUGUUGUGUUGAAGAUCAUGUGAGACUGUAGGAGCAGGGCUUGCUCUCUCGCUUCACCGGUUUACCGGCAAGAAAAAGGAAUGAGCGAGGAGAAAAGCCCGGAUAGCUGCAGGAGAAACUCUGGGUGCACCAGUGUUCUCAGCAUAGAGCAAAUGCUGGCUGUGAAUCCUGGGAAGACGCCCAUCAGUCUGCUGCAGGAGUAUGGAACGCGGAUAGGCAAGACACCGGUGUAUGACCUGCUGAAGGCCGAAGGUCAGGCCCACCAGCCCAACUUCACCUUCCGCGUGUCUGUAGGAGAGAUCAGCUGCACAGGCCAGGGCCCAAGCAAGAAGGCUGCCAAACAUAAGGCCGCUGAAGCAGCUCUCAAGAUGCUUAAAGGAGGGAUGCUGGAAGCAUUAAAGGGCAGCGUGAUGGAGGGAGAACACUUUGAUGACAUAGACAUCCCCAUUGAGGGAGACUGCUCCCAGUCAGAGAUAAAGUUAUCCAGUUCCAGCCAGCAAGCUGAGUGUAAUCCAGUUGGGGCUCUACAGGAACUAGUGGUGCAGAAAGGUUGGCGUUUACCAGAAUACACAGUCACGCAAGAGUCUGGGCCUGCACAUCGCAAAGAGUUCACCAUGACAUGCAAAGUAGAGAAAUUUGUAGAGAUUGGUAGCGGUACAUCAAAGAAGCUUGCCAAGAGGAACGCAGCAGCAAAGAUGCUUUCCCGGAUCCACGAUGUUCCUAUAGACAUGCGCAGCAGCCAUGAAGCUGAGGCAGAGGACGAUACCUUCAACAUGCACAUAGGUGGCAGGCUAGAGGGAGGAAAGUGUAAAGGGUUUGGAUGUACAUGGGACUCUUUGCGCAACUCAGCAGGAGAGAAGAUCCUGCAGCUGCGUAGUCACCCUCUGGGCCUCCCCAACUCCAACUUCUGUUCCCUGCUCAAUGACCUAUCUGAAGAACAGCGUUUUGAUGUCAGCUAUUUGGACAUAGAGGAACGCAGUCUCAGUGGCCUGUACCAGUGUCUUGUGGAAUUGUCCACUCAACCCAUCACUGUCUGUCAUGGCUUUGCUCCAAGUCAGGAUGCAGCACGGGCCAGUGCAGCACACAAUGCGCUUCAGUACCUCAAGAUCAUGGCCAGUGGAAAGUGAGGGUGGGCUUUUCCCUCGAAACAUGGGUUCAGAGUCGACAGUACUGUAACUUACAGUACGGUAAACUGGGGGCUUAUUGGAAGUUCUAGACACAUCAUCUUGUUGGCAAAUCAUUCCUAAUGCCCCAAAGACACUUGACUUUUUCCUCAUGAGCUAUAAUGAAAGAUGAACUGAUGAGGUCUUUUGUAUGCAAAAAUGGUUGAGGACUGGUUUUAUCUGAGGGCCUUGCUUUUAUACUACCUCCAUGUGAUGAAUUUCAUUUUUUUUGUUUUUUAAUUUUCCUGAAAUUUCUUCCCUUUAACUUGCAUUUUAAACUCACAAUUCCCUAAAUUAUUUUAAAGAUAACAAAUGUUUUUAACUUGACUUUUUAAACAGCUUAGGUAGUUUGCCUUGACAGAAUUUUUAACAAAAAGGACUGAAACUCACUGAUGCUAAUUUUCAGAUUCCAAGUAUACCUACCUCUAUCUAUAUAUAUAUAUAUAUAU
Messenger RNA from Hemibagrus wyckioides, 1636 nucleotides. RefSeq names its product TAR (HIV) RNA binding protein 2 (gene tarbp2). Gene Ontology annotation, cellular component: RISC-loading complex. The record is from RefSeq and is a predicted model, not a curated record. Gene Ontology annotation, molecular function: siRNA binding; pre-miRNA binding; double-stranded RNA binding. The transcript has 8 exons. Lineage: Eukaryota; Metazoa; Chordata; Actinopteri; Siluriformes; Bagridae. Bases 105 to 1151 code for a protein of 348 amino acids. Gene Ontology annotation, biological process: regulation of viral transcription; regulation of miRNA processing; regulation of siRNA processing.